Erinaceus europaeus (western European hedgehog) is the source of this 4072-nucleotide messenger RNA. It is a transcript of the gene ABCB4, whose product is annotated as ATP binding cassette subfamily B member 4. The record is from RefSeq and is a predicted model, not a curated record. Gene Ontology annotation, cellular component: membrane. The transcript has 29 exons. NCBI's taxonomy places the organism in Eukaryota, Metazoa, Chordata, Mammalia, Eulipotyphla, Erinaceidae. The coding region runs from base 131 to 4030 and encodes 1299 amino acids. Gene Ontology annotation, biological process: transmembrane transport. Gene Ontology annotation, molecular function: ATP hydrolysis activity; ABC-type transporter activity; ATP binding.
GAACACUGGCGGCGCGCUUCGCUUCUCCAAGGAGCAGAACGUGACAAGAUUCUGGGCCGGCCCUGGUUAAUUCUCGGGGUCCCCCAGGUCACUGAGACCAAACUUGGCCAUUCUGAAGUGGAAGGCGAAGAUGGAUCUCGAGGACGGCGGGAAAGGAACUGUCGGGCGCCCCAGGAGCGCGCAAGACGACUUUGAACUAAGCAGCAGCAGCAGCAGCAACCAAGACAAGAAAAAAAUGAAGAAAGUAACACUGAUUGGGCCACUAACACUGUUUCGAUAUUCUGAUUGGCAGGAUAAAUUAUUGAUGUCUCUGGGCACAAUAAUGGCUAUAGCUCAUGGGUCCAGUCUUCCCCUCAUGAUGAUAAUAUUUGGAGAAAUGACUGAUAAGUUUGUCAAUACUGAAGUAAAUUUCUCCUUACCAGUGAAUUUUUCAUUGUCAAUGUUAAAUCCAGGCAGAAUUCUGGAAGAAGAAAUGACUAGAUAUGCAUAUUAUUACUCAGGAUUAGGUGCUGGAGUUCUCAUAGCUGCCUAUAUCCAAGUUUCAUUUUGGACUUUGGCAGCUGGCCGACAGAUUAAGAAAAUUAGACAAGAGUUUUUUCAUGCUAUUCUAAGACAAGAAAUAGGCUGGUUUGACAUCAAUGACACUACUGAACUCAAUACUCGACUAACAGAUGACAUCUCCAAAAUCAGUGAAGGAAUUGGUGACAAGGUUGGAAUGUUCUUUCAAGCCAUAGCCACGUUUUUUGCAGGAUUCAUAGUGGGGUUUAUCAGAGGAUGGAAACUCACUCUUGUGAUAAUGGCCAUCAGCCCUAUCCUGGGACUCUCUGCAGCUAUUUGGGCAAAGAUUCUCUCUGCUUUUACUGACAAAGAACUGGCUGCAUAUGCAAAAGCAGGAGCUGUGGCAGAAGAGGCCCUUGGAGCCAUCAGGACUGUGAUAGCUUUUGGGGGCCAGAACAAAGAACUAGAAAGGUAUCACAAACACUUAGAAAAUGCCAAAAAGAUUGGAAUUAAAAAAGCUAUUUCAGCAAACAUUUCCAUGGGCAUUGCCUUCCUGUUAAUAUAUGCUUCAUAUGCACUAGCCUUCUGGUAUGGAUCCACUCUAGUUAUAUCAAAAGAAUAUACUAUUGGAAAUGCAAUGACGGUCUUUUUUUCAAUCUUGAUUGGAGCUUUCAGCACUGGACAGGCUGCUCCGUGUAUUGAUGCAUUUGCCAAUGCAAGAGGAGCAGCAUAUGCGAUAUUUGAUAUUAUUGAUAAUAAUCCUAAGAUUGACAGUUCUUCAGAAAGAGGACACAAACCAGACAGCAUCAAAGGGAAUUUGGAGUUCAGUGAUGUUCAUUUUUCCUAUCCUGCUAGAACCAAUGUCAAGAUCUUGAAGGGACUUAACCUGAAGGUUCAGAGUGGGCAGACAGUGGCUCUGGUUGGGAACAGUGGAUGUGGGAAAAGCACAACGGUCCAGCUGAUGCAGAGGCUCUAUGACCCUGAUGAGGGUACGAUUAACAUUGAUGGACUGGAUAUCAGAACCUUUAAUGUAAGGUAUUUGAGGGAAAUUAUUGGAGUCGUGAGUCAAGAGCCAGUGCUAUUUUCUACCACAAUAGCUGAGAAUAUUCGUUAUGGCCGUGGAAAUGUAACCAUGGAUGAGAUAGAGAAAGCUGUAAAGGAAGCCAAUGCUUAUGAUUUUAUCAUGAAAUUACCACAGAAAUUCGACACCCUGGUUGGGGAAAGAGGGGCUCAGCUGAGUGGGGGACAGAAACAGAGAAUUGCUAUAGCUCGAGCUCUCAUUCGCAACCCCAAGAUCCUUCUGCUGGAUGAGGCCACAUCAGCCUUGGACACUGAAAGUGAAGCUGAGGUCCAGGCGGCUCUGGAUAAGGCCAGAGAAGGCCGGACUACCAUUGUAGUAGCUCACAGGCUGUCUACAAUCCGAAAUGCAGAUGUCAUAGCGGGGUUUGGAGAUGGAGUCAUUGUGGAACAAGGAAGCCACAGUGAAUUGAUGCAGAAGGAAGGGAUCUACUUCAAACUUGUUAACAUGCAGACAUCAGGAAAUCAAAUCCAGUCAGAAUUUGAAAUUGAACUAGAUGAAAAGAUUGCAACUGCAAACGGCUGGAAAUCUCGAAUAUCUAGGAAUUCUACUCACAAAAGCCUUAGAAAUUCAAGAAGGUAUCAGAAUGGACUUGAUAUGGAAACCAGUGAACUGGAUGAAAAUGUGCCACCAGUGUCUUUUCUGAAGGUCCUGAAACUGAAUAAAACAGAAUGGCCCUACUUUGUGGUUGGAACAUUAUGUGCCAUUAUCAAUGGGGCACUUCAGCCUGCAUUUUCAGUCAUAUUCUCAGAGAUGAUAGAGAUUUUCCGACCAGGGGAUGAUGAAGUAAAACAGCAGAAAUGCGACAUGUUCUCAUUGCUUUUUUUAGGUCUGGGUAUUAUUUCCUUUUUUACUUUCUUCCUUCAGGGCUUCACCUUUGGGACUGCUGGAGAGAUCCUCACCACAAGGCUUCGGUCAAUGGCUUUUAAAGCAAUGCUAAGACAGGACAUGAGCUGGUUUGAUGAUCAUAAAAACAGUACUGGUGCACUUUCUACAAGACUAGCAACUGAUGCCUCCCAAGUUCAAGGGGCCACUGGGACUAGGUUGGCUUUAAUUGCACAGAAUACAGCUAACCUCGGAACUGGUAUUAUCAUAUCAUUUAUUUACGGUUGGCAGUUAACCCUUUUGCUGUUAUCGGUGGUUCCAAUUAUUGCUAUAUCAGGAAUUGUUGAAAUUAAAAUGUUGACUGGAAAUGCCAAGAGAGAUAAAAAAGAACUUGAAACUGCUGGAAAGAUUGCAACAGAGGCAAUAGAAAAUAUUAGAACAGUUGUAUCUUUGACCCAAGAAAGAAAAUUUGAAUCAAUGUAUGUCGAAAAAUUGUAUGGUGCUUACAGGAAUUCUGUACGAAAGGCACACAUAUAUGGAAUUACUUUUAGUAUUUCUCAAGCCUUUAUGUACUUUUCCUAUGCUGGUUGUUUUCGAUUUGGUGCCUAUCUUAUUGUGAAUGGACAUAUGCGCUUCAGAGAUGUUAUUCUGAAUACCAAAGGAGACCACCUGGGAAUGCAGCAAGACAGGACUGGAACUACUUCAGGUCACUGGGUGUUUUCUGCAAUUGUGUUUGGCGCAGUGGCUUUAGGACAUGCUAGUUCCUUUGCUCUGGACUAUGCUAAAGCCAAGCUGUCUGCAGCCCACUUGUUUAUGCUAUUUGAAAGACAACCUUUGAUUGAUAGCUACAGUGAAGAAGGACUGAGGCCUGAGAAGCUUGAAGGGAAUGUCACAUUUAAUGAAGUCAUGUUCAACUAUCCCACCCGACCAAACGUGCCAGUGCUUCAGAGAUUGAGCCUCGAAGUGAAGAAAGGCCAGACCCUGGCCCUAGUGGGCCCCAGCGGCUGUGGGAAGAGCACAGUGGUACAGCUUCUUGAGAGGUUCUAUGACCCUAUGGCUGGAAGAGUGCUUCUAGAUGGUCAAGAAGCAAAGAAACUCAAUAUUCAGUGGCUCAGAGCCCAACUUGGAAUUGUGUCCCAGGAGCCCAUACUAUUUGAUUGCAGUAUUGCUGAGAAUAUUGCCUAUGGAGAUAAUAGCCGGGUUGUAUCAAAGGAUGAAAUUGUGAGUGCAGCCAAAGCAGCCAACAUACAUCCUUUCAUCGAGACACUACCCCAUAAAUAUGAAACAAGAGUGGGAGAUAAGGGGACUCAGCUAUCAGGAGGCCAAAAACAGAGGAUUGCUAUUGCCAGAGCCCUUAUCAGACAACCUCAAAUCCUACUAUUGGAUGAAGCUACAUCAGCUCUGGAUACUGAAAGUGAAAAGAUUGUCCAAGAAGCCCUGGACAAAGCUAGAGAAGGCCGCACCUGCAUAGUGAUCGCGCACCACCUGUCCACCAUCCAGAAUGCAGACCUGAUAGUGGUGUUUCAAAAUGGCAAAGUCAAGGAGCACGGCACACACCAACAGCUGCUGGCACAGAAAGGCAUCUACUAUUCCAUGGUCACUGUUCAGACUGGGACACAGAACUUAUGAACUCUAUUAUGUACUGAAAAUAAAUUCAAAUUCUACAACUUU